AGUAAAUCCGUGUUGAAAUGAAGCCUCUUUUUUUAAAAAAAGGGUUAGGAUUAAUCAUCGAUUUAAUUUCAUUUAAAUUACAAGACAAUGGACCAUAUAAGUUAAGCAUCUAAAUAUAAUUAACAGCGUAUAAAGAGCAUGUAGAUGUUCUUAUAUUUAAAGACAGGCUGUAAAAGGGAGUCUUCUUCUCCCUUUUUUCUCUCUCUCUUGUUCUUUUUCUUAACUUUACUUACAUAUUAUUUGACAUCAAAAUAUCAGGGGCAAGCUUUUAGAAAGGAAUUACUACCAGUUUAAACAACAAAAGAAACAAAAAAAAAAAAGGAGCUUGUCAAAGUGAAGGCAAAACAGAGAGAGAGAGGGUGAGUGAGUGAAAAAUAAUAACUUGAUGUGCAACAAUAAAACUCGUGCAUACUUGACUUUUCGUUAUUUUUUUACUUUCUUUCCUUUUUUCUACUCUGUAUAUUCCAAAUCUCAAAACAUAAACCAAAUGACUUUUUCACCUUUACAGCAACGAGACUCGGUUAUUAUACCACCUGAUAAUGAGCCGCCACGGUUCAGUGUCAACUCUAACCUUAUGAACUAUUCGAUACCCAAGCAUGAUUCUAGUACAUUACCACUUAAAAAGCCAUUACUUCAUAAUAAACCUCCAAAUAACGAUAAACGAGAAAUACAAAGAGGUGAUUCAGAUACACGCACACGACAAUUAGAAGCACAGAUAGAACAAUUAACACUUCAAAAUGUAAAGCUACAAAGAACCAAUCGACUAUUAAAAGUGGAUACAGAUAACUUAAUUGAACAAAGAACAAGUCCACUGGAAAAGACAAUACAAGAACUUACAAUAGCUAAUGUAAAACUACAGCGAGCUUCUCGGUUAUUACAACAAGAAUUAGACGAAAAAACCCAACAGCUCAAUAUGCUAAAGCAAAAUCAAAUCCUUCAAAUGAAAAGUGUGGGCCCCGAGUAUGAGUUUUUAGUACAGAACAUAAAUCUACUUCAGAGACAGAUUGCAGGGCAUCCAACUUGUGACGAGACAUGUUGCUUUACAAUGAAACCUAUUGAUCAAUCCACUAUGGUAAUGACAUUGCCUUCAAAUGAAGGAGACGAUGACGAUGAAGAAGUUGAAGCACAGCAUAUUUGUCGACCUGUCAUUCACUCGAAGAUUUCACAAGGUUCUUAUGCCAUUGAGCUUGAAAACAAGAUAUGUCGAUUAGAACAACUACUAGAGGAACUUGAUCAAGAAAAAGAGCAGAUUAUAAGACAACAUGGCUUAAAGGAUAAUGAUGUCGAAACACUCAAGAAGGAACUUCGAAUCAAGGACGAAAUUGUAUCACAGCUAGAGCAAGAUUUCAUGGGUUUAGAAGACCAGAUAGAACACCUUCAAAAGGAACUGCAAGAUCAAGCCAUGUAUCCUAACAGCGGUAACCCUCUUAUCAACCGAAUCUUGACACCACCACCUAUGCAUAACGACCCCAAAAGACAAUCUCAUUUGUUAAUGGAAUCAAAGCGUCGAUCUUUAGCACUCAAAGAUACAGAUUUAAUGGAACAAAUACUUCGAGGUGACUUGGAAAGUUUUGACCAGCAACAAAGACACCAUUUAUAUCAGCCUUCUGAAGGGGAGGAAGAGGAAGAGUCAGAAGAAGAUGAUGUAAACAACAGUAAAGCAACUUUAUUAGAAAGAUCAGUAAGAUCUUCAAGCCCUACAGUAAUGAUCAUAGAGGAAGAAAGAGUGACAAAGAAUAAAGGUAUUGACAAUAAUAAUACGACUUCAUGUUGCUUAACGUGUGACGGAUUUUCGUGUACCUUUCCCUGCAAACACUCACUACAUCACACCGACAGUAAAGCGGAUGACCCAUUUGCGCUAUUUACGUGUGUUGCCAUAGUUCUAGGAAUUGCUUCUCAACUAGGCGUCACUGAUGACUGGACUGUACCUAUUACAUUGGCUACUUUGGUUUCAAGCUUCUUAUGGUCUGGAAACAAGCGCAUACAUAAAUAAA
Molecule: messenger RNA, 1994 nt
Organism: Gilbertella persicaria
Lineage: Eukaryota; Fungi; Mucoromycota; Mucoromycetes; Mucorales; Choanephoraceae
Exons: 3
Source: RefSeq, a predicted model, not a curated record